CACGCCCCGCCCCUCCCCGGCUCUGCCUUAUGAACCGCGAGAAGACGACGACGACGCCAUUUUGUGAAGCGGUCCGGACGAAGACAAAAGCGACGAGAGGAGCGGACGGAGAUAGCGGCGAGGAACAGGGCCCACGGCAGUCGUCACCUACCUGCACAUACCUAUCGCUAGUCUGUGACUUGUACAGCAGCCGCCAUGAGUGACGUGGAGAGGAAUCACUUCGUGAGCAGAGAGUCACGAUCUCGUUCCAAGUCGGUUGCAGAAAGUGCUCAGCUUGCAAAAUCUGAAAGUCGGUCUCGCUCCUGUAGUGGAUCAAGAGCUUCUAAGAAGUCAGAGUCCCGUUCUGGGUCCAGAUCAAAAUCUCGCUCAAGAUCUAGGAGACGCUCUCAUAGAAGAUAUUCUCGCUCAAGGUCUCGUUCACAUUCGCACAGAAGACGAUCAAAAAGCAGAUCAUACACCCCAGAAUAUAGGCGGAGAAGGAGCCGUAGUCAUUCUCCAAUGUCUAACAGAAGGAGGCACAAUGGUAGCAGGGCAAAUCCAGGUCCAAACACAUGUGUUGGGGUUUUCGGUCUGAGCUUAUACACAACUGAACGAGAUAUACGAGAAGUUUUCUCUCGCUAUGGCCCACUUGCUGGUGUGAAUGUGGUUUAUGAUCAGCGAUCUGGACGGUCGAGGGGAUUUGCAUUCGUCUAUUUUGAACGCAUAGAGGAUUCCAGAGAGGCGAUGGAGCAUGCGAACGGAAUGGAGCUGGACGGAAGGAGGAUCAGAGUAGACUACUCAAUCACUAAGCGGGCACACACACCAACCCCUGGCAUCUACAUGGGCAGACCCACACACCGACGCAGAGAUUACCAUGAUAGAGGACAUGACCGAGGAUAUGACAGAUAUGAAGAUUACGAGUACAGAAACAGGCGACGAUCCCCUUCGCCAUAUUACAGUCGCUACAACAGGUCGAGGUCCAGAUCCCGUUCCUACAGCCCAAGGCGUUACUGACAUCUUAAAGAUGGAGAACUUUUAAUAUCUGAAGCGUCUGGUUAAUCGUUACCUUUUUAAGACUUUAAUACUGUUUUUCAAUUUGAAGUUUUCUGUUGUACUGUUCUGUGAAACCCAAAACAGUAUUGCUUUAGCUUUGUGUAGCCAAACAGAUUUCAAGGCAAGAUCUGUGCAAGCAGGUAUACACAGUUUCCCUUAAUCCCUAUAUUAGGAGGUUUUUUUUUUGUUUUUUUUCCCCCCCACAUAAUUUAAUAAGCAUUCUGAGUUCCAGGGAGCUAUAUUUUGUGAUGGAAACUGUGUUUAAUAAAAUGAAACCUUUGG
Hyla sarda is the source of this 1314-nucleotide messenger RNA. It is a transcript of the gene TRA2A, whose product is annotated as transformer 2 alpha homolog. Gene Ontology annotation, molecular function: RNA binding. The record is from RefSeq and is a predicted model, not a curated record. The transcript has 8 exons. NCBI's taxonomy places the organism in Eukaryota, Metazoa, Chordata, Amphibia, Anura, Hylidae. The coding region runs from base 196 to 993 and encodes 265 amino acids. Gene Ontology annotation, cellular component: spliceosomal complex. Gene Ontology annotation, biological process: positive regulation of mRNA splicing, via spliceosome.